AUGCGAGCUCUUUUCCUCUGCCUACUUUUGGUCUCAGCUACCUUAUCAUACAAACUAAGUGAAAGCAAAGAGAGUAGUAAAGAAAGCAAAGGUAGUAGCCAGAAAAGCUCCAAGAAGAAGUUCCAAGUCGACGCCAAUGGCAACUACCAGCUCACGUCGAGUAAAAGCGCUUCAGCAGCUCACGAUCACAAGAAUUCAGAUUCACACAAGAAGACCGAACAAGGCCCUAACGGUUCCAAGUCUUCUGAAUCCAAGAGUGUAGAUGAAGCUAAGAAGAAGUCGGAGAGUCGUAGUUCAGUUUCUGAAGAAAAAGGCCCUGGGGGCAAAUCGGUGAAAAAUAUUGAUAAGCAUGAAGUUGAUCAAAGCAACUUCAACUUGGCUGAUAGUAGCAAUAGUGUGAUGAUGGGAAAGGAUGGUAGGUUUUUUUAAUGUUUUAAAUUUUAAAUAGUCUAAGAUAAAUUCGAAUGCCGUAUUUUACAUUAAAAUAAAUUUAAAAAUUUUUUAAACUUAAUUUACAAGCAUUUACAAAGAAAAAAUCAGCAAAAUCCACUGUUUUUUUUUAAAUUUUUUACAAUUUUGACAUCAAAAAUAACAUAAAAUAAACUUUUUUGUUACUUUUUUACUUUUUGACGUGUAUAUUAUCAAAAACCAAACAAAGGUUUUUAAUUUAAAAGCUAAAAAACAAGAAAAAACGUUUUACUGCAACCAGGAUCGAACCAAUGGGCUUUGGUGCACAAUAAUUUAGAACACCCCACUAUGCCAUUGAAACGCAGUUUUUGAAAAAUUGUUUUAUUGGUCAAAAGUCAAUAGAAUAGCAGUUUAAAAAUGGUUUUUGUUCCCAUAACUAAUUUAAAAUUUUUUUUCAAAUUUUUUUUCAAGACCAAGAAUGGCAAGAACUUACUUUACAAAACGAAAAAUUGCAAAAACUUUAUUUACAAAACAAAAAAUGACAAGAAAUUUUUUUACAAAACAAAAAACGGCAAGAACUUUGUUUACAAAACAGAAAAUAGCAAAAACUUUCUUUAUAAAACAAAAAAUGGCAAGAACUUUCUUUACAAAACAAAAAAUGGCGAAAACUAAGGCGGACCAAACCAAAAAUUAAAAAAUUUUUCUUGAAAAAAAAAUGUAAUUGAAAUUUAAUUUUAGGUAGUCUCUUAAAAGCCCGUAAAUCAAACGAACAUACUGGAUCAGGAAGUCAUAAAAACGACGCAAAAAGUUCAAAAUCGAUUGGUCCCAACGGCUCCAAGAAGUCAUCAUCAUUGGACAAAAGCGACUCCAAGCAAAACCAUGAAGCCAAAUCAAAAAGCCUGAAGCAACGUGAUGCCAAUGGCAAUAUGAAGUCAUUAUCAGCAUCAAGUGGUGCUGAUAGUCAGAGCUCAAGCUCUGAAAAAGCCAAGAACGUUGAGGUGAACGGCCCUAAUGGCUAUGUUAAGAAGACUUCUAGUGACAAAGCUUCUACGAGCAAAGACAGUAAGUUUGAUAAGAAGAGUAAGAAGGUGGUUAAUGCUGAUGGAAGUGUAUCUUCAAGCCGUAGUUCAUCGAGUUCGUCGAGUUCAAGUAGUAGCAGUCAUCAUAGCAGCAGUAGUGUUGUUAAGGGAGGCAGAGGUAAGUGUUUUUAACUUUACCGUACCCUACCCAACCCUACCCUACCCUACCCUACCCUAACCUACCCUGACCUACCCUACCCUACCCUACCCUACCCUACCCUACCCUACCCUACCCUACCCUACCCUACCCUACCCUACCUUACCCUACCCUACCCUACCCUACCCUACCCUACCCUACCCUACCCUAUCCUACCCUACCCUACCCUACCCUACUUUAAGUUACGGUGCCGACAUAAAGAACCCGCCAUACUUUUCGUGUAAUUUCCUGUAAAAAAUGGCGGGUUCUUUAUGUCGGCACCUAAUAUCUUGCUCUGCCCUACCUUGUAUCCUAAGUUACCCUACCUUACCAACCCUAUCCUUUGCCUUAUCCUUGAUCUUAGCAAGAAUCCCAGGUAAAUCAAGAACUAGUCUUUGACCCUAUCUAAGCUCUACUCAUACAAUACAUCCUCUAUACAAUGUCCUGACCUACCCCAAGACCUGACCAACGUUAUAAUAGCCCCAUAAUAAGCCUUGUCCUACCCUUCAAACGAUAUGCUUUAAAAAAAACAUCCGCCCUACUAAAAACAUUACAAAACCACCCCCCCCUACCAUAACCAUUACCUAAACUACUAAACUUAACAUAUAUUAUAAUUGAUCCCACUUCCAGACGCCAACCUCAACUUCGGCUCCAACUCUCGAGAUGCCAAUUCGAAUGUGGGUCGUCUCCGUAGCAAUGGUCGUAGAUCAAGUAGUAGCAGUUCAAUAUCAAGUUCCAGCAGUAGUCGAAGCAGUAGCUCCAGAAGCAGCUCCAGUAACAGUCGAAGAAGUAGCGGCAGAGGUGGCAGAAGUCGUGAAGGAGAGAAUGGUAUGAACUUGCGAAGCAGUCAUGGUAGGUCUGAAAAGUGGAAAGUUAAGCCUAAUAAGUAAAACAUUAUGAAUAGAAAAUGGAAAUUUAAGCCUAAUAUAUAGAAAAUGAAAAAUAAAAAUUAGAAAAUUAAGAAUAAAAAUUAGGAAAUUAAGAAUAAAAAGUAGAAAAUUAAGCCUGAAAAAUAGAAAAUUAAGCCUUAAAAAUAAAAGAGCAAAACUAAAAAAUAGAAAAAGAAGCCUAAAAAAUAGAAAAUUAACCUUAAAAAGUACAAAAUUAAGCCUAAAAAUUAGAAAGUUAAGCCUAAAACUGUAAAAAUUAAGCUUAAAACUUUGAAGAUUAGGCCUAAAAAAUACAAAAUUAAGCCUAAAAAUCACAUUUUUAAGCCUUAAAAGUUAUAUGUUCAAGCCUAAAAAUAAAAAAUAAGCCUAAAGUGACUAAUUGAGAACGGAAAAAUUGAAAACAAAAAAUGGCAAGAAUUUUCUUUACAAAACGAAAAAUAGCCAGAACUUUCUUUACAAAACAUAAAAUGGCAAGAACUUUCUUUACACUCUUUAAAAUUCUAAAAAUUUUAGAAAAGCGCAACGGAAUGAAUAACCUGUUUCUUACAGGAGGUCGUAGAAGCUCGGGAAGCUCGCGAAGUUCUUCAUCCCACUCCUCACAUCGUUCCUCUUCGUCAAGUUCUUCUGAAUCCCAUCGUCGUAGUCAUCACGGUCAUCAUCAAACAUCAGCCGGAGAUUCUGGAGCGUCGAUGAGUAAUCUACAGAGUUCAUCAUCGUCGAAUUCGCGUAGCCGAAGCGGUAGCUCGGAAUCUUCCAUUCAUCAUCACGGAUCUUCAAGUCACGGUCAUCAUCAUGGCUCUUCUGGAUCUUCAGGUCAUCAUCAUGGAUCUUCUGAAGCCUCAAAUCUACGCUCAGGCUCAUCAGGCCACCAUGGUCAUCAUCAUGGCUCUUCUGAAUCCUCAGGUCAUCACCAUGGUCACCACUCCUCACGCUCCUCCAAAAGCGCUUCAGAAUCCGACCGUAUGGACCGAAUGUCGCAGCUACAAGCCUCCUCCAACCGUGACCAUGCCGGUGCUUCAAUCAGCCGUAGCGAGAGCAGUGAAUCCUCAAAGUCCAGUAGCUCCUCACACCGUGAAAGCCAUGAAUCCUCAGAACGGCACGGUAGUUCACGCUCCGAAUCCUCAUCAAGCAAGCAGAGCAGUAGCAACAAGAAGAGCUACGCCAAAACCCGGAUCCAGGCCGGAGCUGACGGUGGCUCAGCCAGAAGCAGCAUAAGAAGUUCGUCAGGCUCGUCCUCGUCUUCAGAAUCCCACGCUAGUCGGUCCGAAUCAAAAAGUAAGCACGGCUACAGUAAGAAGAACCAUGUGAACAAGAAGCAAGAAGGUAGUGUGGAGCGAGUUGGCGACGCCAUGUAUUGGGAGGAGGAUAAGAAUGGCAACUGGGUGCAGAAGUUUGACAGUGACGAAUCGAGAUCAGGAGCUUCAGACCAGACCAGCGCCGACAGUUUUGAGAGACGAGGUAAAUGAGAGCAAGCGAUUUCAAUAUAUACUAAUAAUAAUAAGAUAAUAAUAACGACACUUUUUAAAAAAGUCAAAUAAACUUUUUGCAAAAUUAAAAAAAAAAGUAAAAAAAAGUUUUUGGUUGAUUUCUUUAUCAGUUGGACGGUAUUCAAAUCGCACUAAAAUUUAGUUCAAGUAGCCUAAACAUAAAGCUAGGCUUACGCGUUAGCUUCAACCUCACAUUAAGCAUAAGAAAGAAAAAAGUUAAUACUUUCAGAUUAAAGUUAAAGUUCAGCUUAAGCCUAAAAAAACCAAAGCCUAAAACUAAAACAAAGCUACAAUUUAGGCCAAGCCUCAGGAAAACCGUAAAGAUGAGCCUAAGUCAAAGCCUUUUUCAAAAUUUAAGCCUAAGCCAAGUAUAAGCCUGAGAAUAAGCAUUGUAUUCACUCUAAAGCUGAGGCUAAGUUCAAGCCUUAGCGUAAAGUUGUAACUAAGUCUAAACCUCAGCUAAGCCCAAGCCUGAGACUAAAUCUAAGCCAAAUACUAAAGCCUACGCCUAAGCCUAAGAAUAAACCUAAGGCUAAGCCAAAGCUAAAGCUUAAGCCUAAGCCUAAGCCCAAAAGCCUAGCCCAGCCAAAACGUAAGAAUAGGUUGGAGCCUAUUUUUGCCGUGCUCAGCCGUACUAACCCUACUAUCGAUAAAAUGAAGCUUAAACUUUAAAAAACCAAAAAUUAACCAAAAAUAAAUUUUUAACUUGCAAAAUUAAAAAUUUUUAAUUUUUAGACAAAAACGGCUACAAAAAGUCCUCAUCCCUAGACAAAGAUGCUCGUGUGCAUGCCUCCAAAUCCAAUCGUCGCCGUAGUCAAUCUACAGACGAAUUUGGAAACCUAGCGUUAUCAUCAGAAAAGAUUGGCUCUGAUUCGAGUGCUCAAAACCUAGUCAAAGCCCGUAGUCUAGUCGAGGAAUCGAAGAAUGGCUACAAAAAGUCGGAUUUAUUGCACAAACAAAACUCGGCCAAAGCUUCGAAAUCCGAAGACAAAUCUGAGGUGAAACAAGGUUCAGAUGGCAGUUUUUCAAAGACCGAAAGCAAAUCUGGAGCUAGUAGUGAUAAGAAAUCAGCUGUAAAGUCAGACAAUUUCGAAGAAAAAGGUCCCAAUGGUACCAUUAAGAAGAAGAGUUUGGAACAAAGCUCCUCUAGUAAUGAUAACAAGAUUGAUAAGAAUGAGAAAGUGAUUAGAAAUGCUGAUGGAAGCAUGUCUAGUGUAAGAUCAUCAAGCAGUUCGAGUUCGUCCAGCAGUAAAAGCCAUAAGUCAUCAAGUUCGGUGGUUCAUAGUAAGUUUUUUAUAACUAUUAGGCUUAGGCUUAGUAGGAUUAGGCUUAAUAAUCUUAAGCUUAGUAAGCUUAGGCUUAGUUGGCUUACGCUUAGUAGGCUUAGGCUUAGUAAGCUUAGGCUUAGUAGUUUUAGGCUUAGUAGGCUUAGGCUUAAUAAGCUUAGGCUUAAUAGGCUUAGGUUUAGUAGGCUUAGGCUUAGUAGGCUUAAGCUUAGUAGGCUUAGGCUUAGUAGGCUUAGGCUUAGUAGGAUUAGGCUUAGUAAGCUUAGGCUUAGUAGACUUAGAUUUAGCGGGCUUACACUUGAAAAAAGUCAUUCCAAAGGUCAAAGGAAUAAUGACAAUACUAAACAUACCCCCCGAAGAAACAUAGAGCCAAAUCCCAACACUCGCAGUCAUUUGUUGGGUCGUUUUACAUCGAGGCAAAUGAUAUAAAGCCAUAAGAUUGCAUAAGAAAACAUUACGUAAUACACUUUCUUGCAAUUUCUCUAAGGCUAUGUUAAUAUACCAUAAGAUUAGGCAACAUUUCCAAUAUUUUGUAAUAUCUUUUGUAUUUUAGACCGCUUCCGUCGUUAUGCCAGACAAAUGUCAAUGUCAAAUAAAAUGAUGACAAUUGGUACUGAUAACGACAUGCCAGACUUUUUCAAACAAAACAUUCACAAUGGACAGAACCAAGUGUUCGCUAGCCAAAACUCUGAACAAUAUUCUUAUGAGGAGUCGGAUUAA
Molecule: messenger RNA, 6006 nt
Organism: Bursaphelenchus okinawaensis
Lineage: Eukaryota; Metazoa; Nematoda; Chromadorea; Rhabditida; Aphelenchoididae
Source: the annotation of a GenBank genome assembly